UAACCCUUUUUGUCUUCACUCUCAACACUUUCUCCUCAGUCCUCACUCACUCCAGCUCACUCUCCUAACUCUCCAGUCUCCACCAUCAAUGGCCAACACAAACCCCUUCUUCCUCCUCCUACUCCUCUCGCUCACCUCAACCUCAAGCUCAAUGACCACCCCAAACCCCGAGACACAAGCCUUACUCUCCUUCAAAUCCUCCUCCGACCCAACCAACUUUCUCUCCACCUGGACCCCAACCACCUCACCCUGCUCUUUCUACGGCGUCUCCUGCCUCCAAACCCACGUCUCCAAACUCGUUCUCGAAGACCUUAACCUCACAGGCCCCUUCCCUCCUUCCUUACUCUCUCUCUCUCAUCUCCGCGUCCUCUCUCUUAAACACAACCACUUCUCCGGCCCACUCCCUGACCUCUCCUCUCUCUCAUCCCUUAAACUCCUUUUCCUCUCCUUCAACAACUUCUCUGGUCACAUCCCUCCUUCUCUCUCCUCCCUUUUUCAACUCUACCGCAUUGACAUCUCCCAUAACUCCUUCUGCGGCCUCCUUCCCAGGGAACUUAACCGUUUGUCUCACCUCUUGACUCUUCGUCUAGAACACAAUGCCUUUUCUGGGGAGAUUCUCUUCUUCAAUAAUUUUCUUCCUAAUAUUCAAGACUUUAACGUUUCUGCUAACACUUUUAAUGGUCCUAUUCCUCAAUCUCUCUCAUCUUUUCCUGUUUCUUCUUUUCAAGGCAAUGCAGCCCUUUGCGGUCCUCCAUUGCUGACCUGCAAAAACGGCGCCGUUUCCAACGAUCCAGCGAAACCCAAGAGCGGGAACGACGCCGUUUCAUCUCCCGUAGUGUCUUCGUCGCCGGUUUCCACCAGAAUUUACCCUCCUACGACGGAGAAAAAGUCUAAUUAUCGAGGGAAAAUGAGUAUGUGGGGAAUCAUGGCCAUAAUUCUGGGAGACAUUUUGGUGUUGGUGACGAUAUCUUUGCUACUGUACUGUUACUUUUGGAGGAGUAACAAGAAGAGGAGUUUAGGGCUGAUUUCAGGAGGAGAGAAGAUAGUAUACUCGACGAGUCCGUACCCAAGUGGAAUGGGUGGGUUGGAGAGGGAACCGGGUCGGAUGGUGUUCUUUGAAGGAGGGAAGAAGUUUGAGUUGGAAGAUCUGUUGAGAGCUUCAGCGGAGAUGUUAGGGAAAGGGGUGUUUGGUACAGCGUAUAAGGCGGUGUUGGAUGAUGGAAAUGUAGUAGCCGUCAAGAGGUUGAAGGAGGCACAGCUGGCUGGAAGGAAAGAGUUUGAGCAACAAAUGGAGGUUUUAGGGAGGUUGAGACACCCUAAUUUGGUUUCUUUAAAGGCCUAUUAUUUUGCACCGGAUGAAAAGCUUUUGGUCUUUGAUUACUUGCCUAAUGGCAGCUUGUUCUGGCUCCUUCAUGGGAACAGAGGACCUGGACGAACCCCAUUAGACUGGACAACAAGAUUAAAAAUAGCUGCAGGUGCGGCUAGAGGAUUAGCAUUCAUCCAUAGCUCAUGCAGGGCCCUGAAGCUCAUCCAUGGCAACAUCAAAUCGACAAAUAUCCUCAUUGAUAAAGCUGGUGAUGCUUGUGUUUCUGACUUUGGUCUCUCCAGCUUUGCUCCAACGUCAACCGUCAAUCCGAGAUCCAAUGGUUACCGUGCUCCUGAAUCACUAGAUGGUCGCAGGCUGAACCAAAAGGCCGACGUCUACUCUUUUGGAGUCUUAUUGCUUGAGCUCCUAACAGGAAAAUAUCCAUCAAUAGUGGAGGGAAGUGGGCCUUAUGGCACGGUAGGAGUUGGUGGGGUGGUGGAUCUUCCUAGGUGGGUUCAGUCAGUAGUAAGAGAGGAAUGGACAGCGGAAGUUUUCGAUCUGGAGUUGAUGAGGUAUAAGGACAUCGAGGAGGAGAUGGUGGGUUUGUUGCAGAUUGCCAUGGCUUGUACCUCCGCCUCUGCUGACCAACGGCCUAGAAUGGGGCAAGUGGUCAAAAUGAUCGAGGAGAUACGUGGUAUUGAAGUAUCACCAUCACACGAUAACUUCGACUCUGACUCGCCUUCUAUCUCAGAGGAUACAGGUGGUGUUAGUCAAUGAUCAUGCGAAGCAAGUUGAACGUUGUGACUUGUGAAUUGACAACAAAACCAUGAUGACUCUUGGGUGGUGUAAAUCAGGUUUAACGAUUUAUAUGACUGUAUCUUCCAUUUGAUUCUAGCUUAGUGUAGAGAUGAUUUUAUUGAUAUUUGUAGAUUGUGUUGCUAAAACAAAGAACAUGUAAAUUUGCUCUGGGAAAUCGGAAACUUCUAACAAA
Beta vulgaris subsp. vulgaris (sugar beet) is the source of this 2297-nucleotide messenger RNA. Its product is annotated as probable leucine-rich repeat receptor-like protein kinase At1g68400. The coding region runs from base 89 to 2083 and encodes 664 amino acids. Gene Ontology annotation, molecular function: protein binding; ATP binding; protein kinase activity. The transcript has 3 exons. Lineage: Eukaryota; Viridiplantae; Streptophyta; Magnoliopsida; Caryophyllales; Amaranthaceae. Gene Ontology annotation, biological process: protein phosphorylation. The record is from RefSeq and is a predicted model, not a curated record.